Messenger RNA from Platichthys flesus (European flounder), 2938 nucleotides. RefSeq names its product protein phosphatase 1 regulatory subunit 1A-like. NCBI's taxonomy places the organism in Eukaryota, Metazoa, Chordata, Actinopteri, Pleuronectiformes, Pleuronectidae. The record is from RefSeq and is a predicted model, not a curated record. Bases 337 to 987 code for a protein of 216 amino acids. Gene Ontology annotation, molecular function: protein phosphatase inhibitor activity. The transcript is spliced from 7 exons. Gene Ontology annotation, biological process: intracellular signal transduction. Gene Ontology annotation, cellular component: cytoplasm.
UGCCCUUGCCUCAGUGCUGUGAGCUGGGAGAGGCAGAGAGGAAGGAGAGUGAAGCCACAGCAGAGGCAGGUGCUGAGGGUAGAGCAGAGAGCAGACAUUAGAGUAGAAGCACGCUGCCAGCAAGCUGACACAAUCAGGGGAAAGUGUGUCAAGAGAUCAAACUGAAGAGCAGGAAAUAGUCACAUUGAAACUUUUUUUUCUUCUUCCCUAAACUGGAGCCCACUCCUUUCCCUGUUUCAGCCAAGCUUCACUGAGCUCUUCACUCUCCUCCUCUCUUGUACGGAUCCUCCUCUCCUCCUCUUUGCCCUGUCCUCCUCCCCAGCAGACAGGGCCACCAUGGAAACCGGGAGCCCCAGGAAGAUCCAGUUCACCGUCCCCCUCCUGGACACCCACCUGGACCCAGAGGCAGCUGAACAGAUCAGACGACGCAGACCAACUCCUGCUACUUUAGUGGCAUCCAGCGAUCAGUCCUCACCUGAAAUAGAUGAAGAUCGUCUCCCAAACCAGCUGUACAAGGCCGCCUUGUUGAACUCCCCUCGACAAAGACGAAAAGGGCAAAAGGGAACUCCGACGAUGAAAGAGCUGCAGUUCAUGGUGGAGCACCACCUGUACAGGCAGUCGCAGGGAGCCGGGGACGAGUGCUCCUCGGAGAGCUGCCUAUCAGACCGGCCCAGCCCCGACUCCAUGCCCGCCGGGGAGGAGCUCCCGCACGACAACGACUCCACUUCGGAGGCCUUUGAGAAACUGCGCUGCCAAAUGGAGGGUAUGUUUGAAGACAGAUUCUCCAGGGAGAGUGUAUUAGAGGCUGCAGGCGGAGUCGAGUGUCCCCUCUCAAUGGAGAAAGAGGAUUUUUCCAGCGUGGCCUGUGUAGUCGAUCCCUCAUCGCAACAAAACAACGCACAAGCAGGAACAAAAGCUGCAGAAUCCAGCGCGAGUCAGCCGGCUGAGGAAAAGACAAAGAAAUGCAGCCUGGAGAAAGAAAAAUAGAGUUUUUCCCCCGGACGACAAAAUGCUGCUCAGUCUGCUCAGCCAGCCCAACACAAUGACAGAAGAUUGUGUGUUCAGAUCCACGUGUCAGAAAACAUCAGGGCAUAUAUACAAAAAUCUACAGUCAGGCCUUAGUUACCACCUCGACAACAACAACAAAGGUUUCUUCUUUUAUUUUCUGUCAAAGGGACGAUUCCAUUUUCUGCUUCCCCUGAACUCGCCUAAAACUAAAACUAGCCUACUGUAAUAACUUCUUAAUGGAUCAGUCUUUUCCUGUCUCAGUCACACACUCAUUAUUAUUCACUACCGCAACUCACAUGCUUAACGUCUCCUUGAAUGUUCAAAGGCAGAAAAUGCUCUAUUCGAAAUUCUAUCAGGCAGUUUUCAUCAUCACGUGCCAUGACUUCUGCAAGUUUUGUUCCUAAUCUAAGCAAUAAUAAUGAAUUUGUACCUCAUAAAUAACUUGGACUUAAACUAUAAUUUCAACUUCUACUUAUGUCAUUAAGUAGGAUUUCAUUGCUCAUUUUAAAAUUAGUACACAGUAUAUCACUGACAGUUUAAAUACAUUAAAAUGUGUUUACAAUAAUAGACUGGACAUCUUCAGAAGUCUUUUUAAAGUCCAAGUGACAAUAACAUUUAUGUUUAUUUUCUGCUACAGUGCAAUUGGGUAUUUCAUUUAGUAGUCCAUGAGCUGAGAGCUAAUUGUCAAGUAUUUUGAUAGUUGAUAUAUUUUCUAAUAAUGAAUCGGCUAAGAGAAUUUUCAGUUUUCACCAGUAUGAAUAUCUGUUGGUUUUUAUCGGUGGUCUACAAUUAUCUCAUUUAAUCAAUAUUUUAGGGGUUUGCCCUUUUGAACUCUCAAACUAAACUUUUAGCAAUUUUACACAAAUUGUUUGAUUGAAAAAAAUAAUCCGACACAUUAAAAACUAAUGAAAAUAACUAUUAGUUGCAGGCGAAUAUUUAUUUAAGACAUUCUACUUUGAGAAAAAAGCAGAAACCAAACCAUACAUUUUAAUUUUAUGAUUUUUGGUACCCACAGUUUCAACCCUUUUGCUAUGUGACAAACAUCAGUGCAGGUAUAUCUUGUUUCCCUACAGCCAAUCAAAUGGCUUGUUUUCAAGACUUCAUUCCUGUUACACAAGGACGCGAUAACUGCUUAUACGUUAAAUAACAAUAACAACAUUUGAUGCACUGAAAACCAGACUUUUACCAGCCGAUCCAACUGUAAAUCUCUAGUCGGUAAGCAGGGUUUGUAUUCAUUAAUGUACUUUGGAUAAACAAGGACAAAUCUAUGUCCAGCAAUCAAAUUGAAUUGUCAUUUUUGAUGCUUGAACACUUUAAGGAAUCUGAAUCCUGGUCAUAAAACACGUUCCUGCAUGACACUUUGACUUUUUUUCUAAGAUAUGGUAUCAACAAUGUUUCAUGUUGAAUGGUAAAUAAUAAAUCAAACAGCAAAAUAUGACCCGACACAAAUUGCAAUUACUGACAUUCCCUAUUAAUUCUAGUUUUGUCUAAACUUCAUCACACUGUUUCAUUCAAUGUUUCUCAUCUGUUGUUCCUAUCACUGUUUUGGCAUCAUCAUGUAGAUUAUGUGACAAUCCUUCCAUAACCUCCACCUCAUUAUGACUAUUUCUGACAAAAGAGUCAAACAAAAGAAUAAAACUGAAACAGAAAACUAAAGCAACCCUAGCAUUGAUGUCACUUCAGCAGAUGAAUCAGCAACAUUAUGAGCAGUUGAACGAAGAAAGACCUUUUAACAUUACUGUUCUAGCUUUGAGUUAUUUCUUCUUCAAUGUAUUUAUGGACCAUGUAAUGUUUGUUCUGUUUUUGAAUGGUAAUUGUGAAAUUUACAUGAAUCAAAUCUGGGGAGUUUUUGUUCCAGUUUUACUUGAAUAGAUCGGUUAUUACAUCUGUAAUCUAAAAUUUGUUUGAUACAAUAAAAUGUUUAAAUUGG